Molecule: messenger RNA, 1107 nt
Organism: Lathyrus sativus (Indian pea)
Lineage: Eukaryota; Viridiplantae; Streptophyta; Magnoliopsida; Fabales; Fabaceae
Source: the annotation of a GenBank genome assembly
AUGGCUUCUUCAUACAUAAUCUCCGUAACCGUUUUCAUCACCACCGUCAUCAUCGCCGUCAACGGUUGUUCUCCGUCUGACAGAACAGCACUGUUAGCCUUCAAGGCCGCACUCAAGGAGCCUUACCACGGCAUCUUCAACUCAUGGUCCGGCGAUGAUUGUUGCAUCAACUGGUACGGUGUUAGCUGCGACUCCAGCACCGGCCGUGUCACGGACAUCAACCUCCGUGGCGAGUCAGAGGAUCCAAUCUUCGUGAAAUCCGGCCGUUCAGGCUACAUGACAGGGAAAAUCUCACCUGAGAUCUGCAAGAUCGAUCGUCUCACUACUCUCGUUGUCGCCGACUGGAAAGCCAUCACCGGAGAGGUUCCUCAGUGUGUCUCUUCUCUCUCUAACCUCCGAAUCCUUGACAUGAUCGGAAACAAACUCACCGGAAAAAUUCCUUCGAAUAUAGGAAACUUACAGCGCCUCACUGUUCUUAACCUCGCCGAUAACUCAAUCUCCGGCGAGAUUCCACCGUCGAUCGUCGAUCUCGCUUCUCUUAAACAUCUCGAUUUAAGCAACAACGCUCUCACCGGUUCAGUUCCCGCUAAUUUUGGAAAACUCCAAAUGCUAAGCCGCGCGUUGCUGAACCGGAACCAACUCACCGGUUCAAUUCCAGUUUCGAUUUCAAAAAUUUACCGGCUCGCUGAUUUGGAUUUGUCAAUGAACCGGUUAACCGGUUCCGUUCCUUCUGAACUCGGUAAAAUGCCGGUUCUAUCCACUUUGAAUCUGGAUACUAACUUACUUUCAGGUCAAAUACCUUCUAGCUUGUUAAGUAACUCGGGUUUGGGUAUAGUGAACCUAAGUCAUAACGGUUUUUCGGGUUCCAUACCCGAUGUUUUUUGUCCGAAAUCGUAUUUCAUGGUUUUGGAUAUGUCCUUUAACAAUUUAAACGGGCGGGUACCCGGUUCAUUAUCGUCGUCGAAAUAUAUCGGGCAUUUGGAUCUUAGCCAUAACCAUUUGUGUGGACCUAUACCAUUAGGUUUGGGUUCAACUUUUGAUCAUCUGGAAGCGUCGUCAUUUAAUAACAAUGAUUGUUUGUGUGGAAACCCUUUGAAGACAUGUUGA